Molecule: messenger RNA, 2184 nt
Organism: Macadamia integrifolia
Lineage: Eukaryota; Viridiplantae; Streptophyta; Magnoliopsida; Proteales; Proteaceae
Product: probable E3 ubiquitin-protein ligase ARI8
Exons: 1
Coding region: 363-1988 (541 amino acids)
Biological process (GO): ubiquitin-dependent protein catabolic process; protein polyubiquitination; positive regulation of proteasomal ubiquitin-dependent protein catabolic process
Cellular component (GO): ubiquitin ligase complex; cytoplasm
Molecular function (GO): ubiquitin protein ligase activity; ubiquitin conjugating enzyme binding; zinc ion binding
Source: RefSeq, a predicted model, not a curated record
AAAAAAAAAAAAAAAGAAAAAGAAAAAAAGGAAAAAGACUAGAAGAUCGAGUCCGAAACCUCUCUCCCUGCUCUCAGGGAAAGGAGUUCAUAGGAUACUAGGAGAGUUAACUACCAGUAUCUAAAGUGGAAGGAGACUAGGAGAGUUUUUCGGUUUGAUGUUAUUUCACCUUCCAUUCUCAAUCGAUUUCACUCCCAAUCCCUAACCCCAAAAAUAGAACCCAAACGAAGGAUUCCUUCUUCAAUCGAUCUUUCUGUGUUUUUUUUUGGGUUCGUCUUGUAUUGUGGCACAAGGGUUUCGUCUUCGAGCAAUCGAGUUUGAGGAAUUCUAGGUUUCUGGGUGUAAAUUUGAUUUCGGGAUAUAUGGAUUCAGAUCAGGAUGAUGUGUAUGAAGAUGGAGAUUAUAGGGAAAUAUAUUCAGGGGAUGAUGAUGAUGAUGUGUUUGAUGAUGGGGAUUUUCUUGAUUCUAAUGUCAAGAAUUCGCAACCACAGCAGCAGCAGCCGAGCUACAUCAUAUUGAGAGAGGUAGAUAUUCUUCGACGCCAAGAAGAAGAUAUUACAACCGUAUCUACUAUUCUUUCAAUAUCAAGAGCUUGGUCAAUUCUCCUUCUUUGUCACUAUGAUUGGUGUAUCAGUAAAGUUCAAGAUGCAUGGUUCACAGACGAGGAAAAAGUACGCAAAUCUGUUGGUUUGUUAGAGAAACCAGUGGUAGUUCUUGAAAUCCCAGAAAAUGUUAAUAGAGAAUUCACUUGUGAAAUCUGUUUUGAAAUAUUUUCUUUUGAUAAGAUGACUUCCUCUGUUUGUGGCCAUCUCUAUUGUGUUUCAUGUUUGACAUGUUAUAUUAGUACAUCAAUUAAUGAUGGUCCAGGAUGUUUGAUGCUUCGAUGCCCUGAACCAUCUUGCAGUGUUGCUAUUGAUCAAGACUUGAUUGAUCAAUUGAUUUCCGACGAAAACAAGGAGAAGUUUUCGCGGUAUCUUCUUCGAUCUUAUAUCGAAACUAAUAGGAAAGCCAAAUGGUGUCCUGCUCCAGAAUGUGUAUAUGCUAUAGAGUUUGAUCAUGGUCAGGUUGGUAGUACUACUAAGAGUGCUACUUAUGAUGUUAAUUGCCUCUGCUCAUAUAGUUUUUGCUGGAAUUGUACUGAGGAAGUUCACAGGCCGGUGGACUGUGAGACUGUGGCUAAGUGGUUGUUGAAGCAUAGUUGUGAAGCUGAAAAUGUGACUUACAUAUUAGCUUAUACUAAACCAUGUCCCAAGUGCAAAAGGCCAAUUGAGAAGAAUCAAGGAUGUAAUCAUAUGACUUGCAGUGCUCCUUGUAAAUUUCAGUUUUGCUGGAUAUGCCUUCAUCCAUGGUCAGAUCAUCAGCGUACGACAUGUAAUGCUUAUGAUUCUGCAGGAAAGGAAGAUGGAGAUGAUAAGAAACGGAAGAAGGCUAGAAAGUAUUUGGAGAAAUAUACUCAUUACUAUGAAAGAUGGGCAGUCAAUGAGUCGUCGAGGCAAAAGGCUAAGGCAGAUUUACGCGAAUUGCAAACUACUAAGCUUGACAUUCUGAGGGCUAAUCAGACUGAAACUUUGUGGAAGCUGGAAUUCAUAAGGGAGGCAUGGAUACAGAUAGUUGAAUGUAGGAGGGUGUUGAAGUGGACUUAUGCCUAUGGAUAUUAUCUUCCUGAGGAGGAACAUGGUAAGAGACAGUUAUUUGAGUACUUGCAAGGCCAAGCUGAGACUGGGUUAGAAAGACUUCAUCAUUGUGUGGAGAAGGAAUUACAGAUUUACAUUGAGGCUGAAGGUCCAUUAAUGGUUCCAGGCUUUGAAGAGUUUCGGAUAAAGCUGGUUGAACUUACCAAUGUGACGCGAAAUUACUUUGAGAACUUGGUCCAAGCAUUGGAGAAUGGCCUCUCAGAUGUUGAGAGCCAUGGCAAAAGCAGCAGGAAAGGAAGGAUGAGGAAGAGCUUGGAAGGUGGUGAAGAUGGGCAUACAAUGGAAGAGCAAUAACCAAUGACACUGGUAAUCCUUCCUAUGCAAAAAGAAACUUCUGUACUGAUUUCUUUCUUGAAUGUGCCAUGGGCACAUAACAUUAUUAUUAUUAUUAUUUGUUGCAAGCACAUGACAUUGUAGCUAGCUGCUCCCUAACUUUUAAGAUAUGUCAGUUAUCUAUUCAAUAUGGUAAUGCAACUUUUUUUUGCGAAAA